GCGGCGGGGGCGGCGGAGGAGUCGUCGGACAGCGAGGGCGAGCACGAGGGGCCCCAGAAGCUCAUCCGCAAGGUCUCCACCUCGGGGCAGAUCCGCACCAAGACCAGUAUAAAGGAAGGAUUACUUUUGAAGCAAACCAGUUCUUUUCAGAGGUGGAAGAAACGUUACUUUAAACUCCGGGGCCGUACUCUGUAUUAUGCCAAGGAUUCAAAGUCUCUGAUCUUUGAUGAAGUCGACCUGUCAGAUGCCAGCGUAGCUGAAUCAAGCACCAAAAAUGUCAACAACAGCUUCACGAUAAUCACUCCAUUCAGGAGGCUAAUAUUGUGUGCAGAGAAUAGAAAAGAGAUGGAGGAUUGGAUCAGCUCACUGAAGUCUGUACAGUCCCGAGAACAUUAUGAGACUGCACAGUUUAAUGUGGAACAUUUCUCAGGGAUGCAUAACUGGUACGCCUGCUCCCACGCGCGACCGACCUUCUGUAACGUCUGCAGAGAGAGCCUGUCUGGUGUUACUUCCCACGGCCUGUCCUGUGAAGUAUGCAAAUUUAAGGCUCAUAAAAGAUGUGCAGUUAGGGCAGUGAACAACUGCAAAUGGACAACGUUGACUUCAAUUGGAAAAGACAUUAUUGAAGAUGAAGAUGGUGUAGCUAUGCCCCACCAGUGGUUGGAAGGAAAUCUGCCCGUUAGUGCCAAAUGCGCAGUCUGUGACAAGACCUGUGGCAGUGUUCUACGGCUGCAAGAUUGGAAAUGCCUUUGGUGUAAAACUAUGGUGCACACGGCUUGCCGAGAUUUGUAUCCUCGCAAGUGUCCGCUCGGCCAAUGUAAAGUGUCCAUAAUUCCUCCUACAGCCCUGAACACAAUAGACUCUGAUGGGUUUUGGAAGGCCACGUGCCCACCGUCCUGUGCCAGUCCGCUCUUGGUUUUUGUCAAUUCGAAGAGUGGAGACAAUCAGGGAGUGAAAUUUCUCAGACGAUUCAAGCAGUCCCUAAAUCCAGCUCAGGUCUUUGAUUUAAUGAAUGGAGGACCUCAUUUAGGUUUACGGUUAUUUCAGAAAUUCGACAAUUUUCGAAUCCUUGUGUGUGGAGGAGAUGGAAGUGUUGGUUGGGUGUUGUCUGAAAUUGAUAAGCUCAACUUACACAAACAGUGUCAUUUGGGAGUGUUGCCUCUUGGUACAGGGAACGACCUCGCCCGCGUCCUUGGCUGGGGGGGAUCGUGUGAUGAUGAAACGCAACUUCCUCAGAUUCUGGAGAAGCUAGAACGAGCAAGCACCAAAAUGCUCGACAGGUGGAGCAUAAUGUCAUAUGAACUGAAAUUAAUAUCAAAACAAUCUAUUCUUCCCGCUACCCCAGAAGAGGAGUCUGAGGAAUGUCAGAUGUCUGCAUACGAGGAUUCCAUUGCUGCCCAUCUUGCUAAGAUACUUGAUUCUGAUCAGCACUCUGUUGUCAUAUCAUCUGCCAAGAUAUUAUGUGAAACAGUAAAAGGCUUUGUGGCCAAAAUAGGGAAGACCUGUGAAAGACCGAUGGAAAACACAGAAGCUGAUGCUAUGGCUGUGAGAUGUUCAGAUCUGAACGAGAAGCUCAACCUGUUACUUCAGGCCCUUCACGCGGAAGCCCGGGCUGCUCCCGCGCUGCCCCCAAUCACUUCCUCCGUUGCAGAAAAAGAAGGUGAAGAAUCAUCCAGCGAAGAGUCUUUAUCUGACGCCAGGGACCAAUUGAGAGAGAACAGCAUUGCGGCGGCUCCCACCCUCCCUAUCUUCAAGCCGCGAGAACAGCUACUGCUCAGAGCGAACAGCUUAAAAAAAGCCCUGAGGCAGCUGAUUGAGCAAGCAGAGAAAGUUGUGGAUGAGCAGAAUGCACAUACGGAAGAACAAAUAAAUCAGACACCGACAGAAUAUAGUAAGGAAUUGGAUGAAUCGAAAGAUGAGGAAAAAGAAGAAGAUACAAAGGAAACUGAAUCUCACCUAAUCAAAACUGCCCCCAAAUCUCCAGAUGGACAGAGAAGUCGCAUUUCUUCGCAUGCAAGUACACUUUCAGCCCCACCCUGUGCAGCCAGCAAAGAAAACCUUCCAGUGCUUAACACAAGAAUAAUUUGUCCAGGUCUAAGGGCAGGUCUAGCUGCCUCUAUUGCAGGGAGUUCCAUUAUCAGCAAAAUGUUGCUAGCAAACAUUGAUCCAUUUGGUGCUACACCUUUUAUUGAUCCUGAUCAAGAAUCACUGGAAGGAUAUUCAGAGAAAUGUGUCAUGAACAACUAUUUUGGCAUUGGAUUAGAUGCAAAGAUUUCAUUAGAAUUUAAUAAUAAGCGGGAGGAGCACCCUGAAAAGUGCAGAAGCAGAACCAAGAAUAUGAUGUGGUAUGGCGUUCUUGGUACGAAAGAGUUAUUGCAGCGGACAUACAAGAACCUGGAACAAAAAGUUCAGCUCGAGUGUGAUGGGCAGUACAUACCCCUUCCGAGUCUUCAGGGCAUCGCUGUUUUGAACAUUCCCAGCUACGCUGGUGGGAUUAAUUUCUGGGGUGGAACGAAGGAGGAUGACAUAUUUGGGGCGCCAUCAUUUGACGAUAAGAUCUUGGAGGUGGUUGCGGUAUUCGGCAGCAUGCAGAUGGCUGUUUCCCGUGUUUUCAAGCUACAGCAUCACAGGAUUGCGCAGUGCCGAUCAGUAAAAAUCACCAUACUUGGAGAGGAAGGAGUCCCGGUACAAGUAGACGGAGAGGCAUGGAUCCAGCCCCCAGGGAUUAUUAAAAUUGUGCAUAAAAACAGAGCACAGAUGCUGACCCGUGACAGAGCCUUUGAAAGUACCCUGAAGUCUUGGGAAGACAAACAGAAGUGUGAUCCCUGCAAACCGGUCCUGCGAUCUCCUUUAUACCCUCAGCAGGCGGUGGAGCUGGCCACAGAAGAAGAGGCUUCCCAGAUCAAGUUCUGCUCUCGGGCUGCGGAAGAACUGAUCACCAGAAUCUGUGAAGCUGCAAAAAUACACACCUUGUUGGAACAAGAGCUGGCUCACGCAGUGAAUGCAUGUUCUCAUGCCUUAAAUGAAGCCAGUCUGAGAUAUCCUGAGAGCCUUACCCGAAACAUUGCCCUUGAAAUAGCCGUCAGUGUGAAGGCGCUUCACGAUGAAACCGAAUCCUUGCUAGUAGGAAGGGUUCCUUUGCAGUUGGAAUCGCCUCACGAAGAGCUGCUCUCCAUGGCUGUGCAAAGCUUGGAGGUGGAAUUGAGGAAGCUGGCGGAAAUCCCUUGGCUGUAUUAUGUUCUCCAACUGAAUGAUGAUGAGGAUCCUCCGUUGGAAUAUGUUAAAAGAAACAGAAGCACAGUAUUUCGUAUAGUGCCAAAGUUCAAAAAGGAAAAGGCCAGAACACAGAAGACCAAGCCCCAACCUGUUCAAAAAUGGGGCACAGAUGAAGUUGCUGCUUGGCUGGAUCUGCUCAGUUUGGGAGAGUACAAAGAAACCUUCAUCAGCCACGACGUCCGGGGCUCUGAGCUUUUGCAUCUGGAAAGGAGAGAUCUUAAGGACCUGGGGAUAACGAAGGUGGGCCAUAUGAAGCGAAUUCUGCAGGGAAUUAAAGAACUGGGCAGGAACACCCCUUUGCCAGAAGUGUAGUGGUGCUGCUACCUUGGAAGGAGAAAUGCCGCUUCUGCAGAGCUGGGGAAGCA
This is a messenger RNA of Euleptes europaea (tarantolino), 3641 nucleotides long. RefSeq names its product diacylglycerol kinase eta (gene DGKH). Lineage: Eukaryota; Metazoa; Chordata; Lepidosauria; Squamata; Sphaerodactylidae. The record is from RefSeq and is a predicted model, not a curated record. Gene Ontology annotation, molecular function: ATP-dependent diacylglycerol kinase activity; protein binding. The coding region runs from base 346 to 3588 and encodes 1080 amino acids. Gene Ontology annotation, biological process: lipid phosphorylation; diacylglycerol metabolic process; intracellular signal transduction. The transcript is spliced from 30 exons.